Helianthus annuus (common sunflower) is the source of this 878-nucleotide messenger RNA. RefSeq names its product spliceosome-associated protein 49. Lineage: Eukaryota; Viridiplantae; Streptophyta; Magnoliopsida; Asterales; Asteraceae. Gene Ontology annotation, molecular function: RNA binding. The transcript is spliced from 4 exons. The record is from RefSeq and is a predicted model, not a curated record. Bases 108 to 599 code for a protein of 163 amino acids.
GUAACUUACUUUUUUUAUAAUUAUUUUAUAAACUUUAUAUAUCUUCAGUAGUCUUGUAGUCCUGUCUGUUGUAGAGCAAUCCGUUGAUCUUCCUGCCUGUGCCAGUCAUGUCUUCAAACCCUAGUAGCACAGUUUACAUCGGUAACUUGGAUGAACGAGUAACUGAUAGGGUGUUAUACGAUAUCCUUAUUCAAGCUGGGCGGGUGGUUGACUUGCACAUUCCCCGUGAUAGAGAAACUGAUAAACCGAAAGGUUUCGCUUUUGCAGAAUAUGAAACCAAAGAAAUUGCUGAUUAUGCUGUCAAGCUUUUUUCUGGCCUCGUCACUCUUUACAACCGAACGUUAAGAUUUGGAAUUUCUGGGCAAGACAAGGCUGCACCAAACCCGCAGACGUCACCCAUGCUUGCGUCAAAUUCUUCUUUCAAAUCAAGGUUAAACGUAGAGGUUUCUCCAAACUCUUCGUCAUAUCACACACAAGUUUCACCUGGUGCCCCCCAAUAUUCUAACAUACAUAGAUAUCAUGGGGAUCACAACAAUUAUGAGCAUCGAAGAACUCACGCGGCAACAUGGGAUGCUACCAACAUGUAUGAUCGUCGCUAAAUCCGUUGGUAAUUGUGAUAACCUUGUUGUUAAUUGAUGUUUUAGGUAUUAUCAGGAAUGCUUAAAUUUUAGGUGUCAGAUUUGAAACCGGUUAAUUCAGUUGUUAGACCUGUAGUCAGCCAGUGAUUAGCUAUCAGUGUUAAGGUGAUAGCUAAAAGGUUUUAAACUGUGGAUCUAAUGUUCCUUAUCAAGGUUUUUUGGGAGGAUAUAUGUAGGUGUUUGUUUGUGACUUGCUGAGGUUGAUGAUUGAAUUGGUAAAACAUAUAUUGUUGUUUGGUU